This is a messenger RNA of Cucumis melo (muskmelon), 1611 nucleotides long. Its product is annotated as zinc finger CCCH domain-containing protein 49-like. The record is from RefSeq and is marked provisional. Lineage: Eukaryota; Viridiplantae; Streptophyta; Magnoliopsida; Cucurbitales; Cucurbitaceae. Gene Ontology annotation, molecular function: metal ion binding.
UAAUCAGUGAACGACACCGUCCUGGUCCGGUGGUUCAUAUCACUCCAUUGACCAUACCGGAGGAACCUACGGCAACCGAGACGCGGUUUCCUUAUCCUUUGAGUGGAAUCUCGGUGAGUUCUGAUGGUAAUGCCAAUGGCGGUGAUUAUUCUCCUUAUUAUCUUCAGGAAGCUUUAGCGGCACUUCAGAGGUAUACGAAUGAGUCGGAGAUCGAGUCUGAUUCGGAGUUGUCUGGACGGGAAGCGGACGUUCCGUUGAAUGCUUACUCGUGCGAUCAUUUUCGGAUUUUUGAGUUCAAGGUGAGGAAGUGUACUCGUGGACGUUCUCAUGAUUGGACGGAGUGUCCGUACGCUCAUCCCGGCGAGAAGGCUCGCCGGAGAGAUCCGAGGAAAUAUCAUUAUUCUGGUACGGCGUGUCCUGAUUUUCGUAAAGGUAGCUGUAAGAAAGGAGAUUCAUGCGAGUUUGCGCAUGGUGUUUUUGAGUGUUGGCUUCAUCCUGCUCGUUACAGGACUCAGCCGUGUAAAGAUGGAACCAACUGUAGAAGGAGAGUCUGUUUCUUCGCUCAUACUCCUGAACAACUUAGGGUUUUGCCUCAGCAGAGUCCGAGAAGCGCGAAUUCGCCUGAGUCGUAUGAUGAAUCUCCUCUUCGGCAGUCUGUGGAUGGACCCUGUUCUAAAUCGAUGCCGUUUAUGUCCUCUCCUGUUUCUGUUUCGCCGACAGCGACUCCGGUGGACUCCCCACCGUUAUCCCCCAUGACUCGUUCGCUCGGCCGGUCACUUGGCUCGAGUUCCAUCAAUGAAAUGGUCGCAUCCCUCCGGAACUUGCAUCUGAGCAAGGUCAAAUCGUUACCAUCUUCCUGGAAUGUUCAAAUUGGCUCUCCUGGUUAUCCAUCUCGAGUCUGCCAUGGAUUUUGUAGCCUUCCCACAACUCCAACUCGGGCUCCGACUGGUCAUGGAGUUGGACUGCUUGAUUUCUCAGAGUAUGGAUUCGAGGAGGAACCGGUGAUGGAGCGAGUCGAAUCGGGGAGGGAGCUGAGGGCAAAGAUGCUGGAGAAGCUGAGCAAGGAAAAUUCGCUGGACUGGGCUGAGUCAAAUCCUUCAACCUGCACACCAGAUGUUGAAUGGGUAUCAGAGCUAGUGAAGUGAGUAUUGAAAUUGAACUUUUUGGUGGUUCUUCAAAUGGGUUUUUUUCAUCUCUAAUCAUUAUUCGAUUCUGAUUUUAAGGAAACAAAAAAUUAGCCUAAGCCUAAGCCUGAGCCAAAUCUUUUUGUUUGAUAUGUAAAUACACAAAAUGGGGAGGCAACUAAAACUGGGAAGACAAUAGGAUCUUAAUUUUUACUUGUGCAAGCCUUAAAUAUGUGUAUAUAAGGGCAGCUCUGUUUUUAGAAUUUUGAGAUGGGUUGAUAAGAAUUUUGAUGGAGAAAUGAAAAUUCCAUCUAACUCUCAAUGUAUAGGUAGUAGCUUUAGUGAACUAGAUAUGAUGAUCCACAGGAUCAUGGGGAUAUGAUAGUUUUCUACUUUUUGAUCAUUUACUUUCUGAUCAUUGUGAUUAUAUAUUGUAAGUUAAUGUUUGUGUUGUUAAUGCAAAUUAUAUGGAUGAACUUGAUUUAAA